AUGAGCUCCCACCAGCAGAAGCAGCCGUGCGCCGCACCCCCCCAGCUGCACCAGCAGCAGGUGAAACAGCCGUGCCAGCCUCCACCCCAGGAGCCAUGCGUCCCCAAAACCAAGGAGCCUUGUGACACAAAGCUUCCUGAACCUUGCCACCCCAAGGCACCUGAGCCCUGCCACCCCGUCGUUCCUGGACCUUGCCCUUCGACGGUCACUCCAGCACCCGCUCAGCAGAAAACCACGCAGAAGUAA
Jaculus jaculus (lesser Egyptian jerboa) is the source of this 246-nucleotide messenger RNA. RefSeq names its product small proline rich protein 1B (gene Sprr1b). Bases 1 to 246 code for a protein of 81 amino acids. The transcript has a single exon. NCBI's taxonomy places the organism in Eukaryota, Metazoa, Chordata, Mammalia, Rodentia, Dipodidae. The record is from RefSeq and is a predicted model, not a curated record.